AUGCCUUCAAGCGACCAUCGGCGCGAGAGCCGGCCAGUGCCUCAGCACAAUGGCGUGUUACACAAUGAGACUUCACCACUUCUUCCUCAAAUUCCAGAAAUCAGCGAAAGUGAGCCAUCAAAGUCGUUGACUGAUGUCCAUAGCCUUUGGGCUGAGGCAAGGCUGCUAUGCAAGUACUCGCUGCCUUUGAUUGCAACAUAUCUUCUUCAGUAUUCCUUCACGGUCAUCACUACCAUCGUUGCUGGUCGCUUGGGCGCCGAGGAGCUUGCGGCAUCUAGUCUGGCUUUGACAACCAUGAAUAUCAUUGGCUUUACCAUCUUUGAGGGAAUGGCUACGGCACUCGAUACACUCUGUGCCCAGGCCUACGGUUCAGGUCGCUAUACCGGAGUGGGAAUGCAUAUCCAGCGCAUGCUGGUCUUAAUGGCAAUCGUCAUGGUCCCUGUCGGCGCCAUCUGGCUAUGCUCUCACUGGAUUCUCCCGUUGCUUGUCCCUCAGGAAACCCUCGCUCUCAAGGCCGCUUCUUUUCUACGCGUCAGUCUCGUCGGUCUACCAGGAUACGCAUUCUUCGAAGCUGGCAAGAGAUUUCUUCAAGCACAAGGUGAGUUUGGCCCGGGUAUGAUGGUGCUCAUCAUCUGCGCUCCCGUCAACGCUUUCCUGAGCUGGUACUUCGCCGUCAAGCUCGACAUGGGCCUCGAUGGAGCUGCGUUCGGUCAGGCGCUCGCCAACAAUUUGCGUCCUGCGUUGCUUCUGCUGUAUGUCAUGUUCAUUGGGAAGAAGUCUCACAGAUGCUGGGGCGGAUGGGACGCUCGCGCUGCUUUUGCAGUGAGUGAAUGGGGCCCUAUGGUUCGUCUCUCUAUUGCCAGUACGGCUGUCAAUGCUGCAGAGUGGCUUGCUUUUGAGAUUCUCAUGAUCAGCACCUCCUAUAUUGACACUCGUCAUCUCGCGGCCCAGACAGUCCUCAACACCGUCUCCAUUGUUACAUGGCAUGUGCCGUUCUCUAUCAGCGUCGCAGUCACCACUCGCUUCGGCCACCUCGUCGGCGCAGGAGCACUCAAGGAGGCACGACGAGCUGCAAUUCUGUACUCCAUAGUCUUCGUCGUUGUCGGUAUUCUCGAUGGAGCCUUCUUGUUCUUGUUACGUAGACCGCUUGCAAACAUGUUCUCCGACGAUACAACCGUCAGAGACUUGGCCACCGGUUCCAUGCUUGCUGUUGCCUGCUUCCAGAUCAUUGACUCUGUCAUCUGCGGCACCAACGGUGUAUUAAGGGGUCUGGCGAAGCAGUCAGUUGCUGCCUGGGUCGUGCUGGCGGUCAACUAUCUGGCUGCUGUGCCUUUUGCCAUCUGGCUUGAGCUUGGAAGUCCCGAUAUGAAAUUGGACGGUCUUUGGAUCGGUCUUGGAAGCGGAAUGGUUGUUAUUGCGGUUAUUGAGUGUGCGUAUAUGAAAUGGAUUAGCUGGCAGGAUUGUGUGGAUGAUGUUAAAGAGAGGGAAGAUGACGGAGCAUAG
This is a messenger RNA of Fusarium sp. VM40, 1503 nucleotides long. NCBI's taxonomy places the organism in Eukaryota, Fungi, Ascomycota, Sordariomycetes, Hypocreales, Nectriaceae. The record is from the annotation of a GenBank genome assembly.